Funneliformis geosporum is the source of this 537-nucleotide messenger RNA. NCBI's taxonomy places the organism in Eukaryota, Fungi, Glomeromycota, Glomeromycetes, Glomerales, Glomeraceae. The record is from the annotation of a GenBank genome assembly.
AUGGAUACUAACCAACCCCAAGGAAAUUAUUAUAUUAUUGCUGACCAUUUACGGACGGCUAUUUUUGCUUUGGCUGAUGGGGCUCAUUUUGAACCCAAAGGUCGUGGUUAUAUUCUCAAAAAAUUAGUUAAAAGAGCCACCUUAAUCGGUUAUUUUCUCAAUUUUUCCGCGGAUGACUUGCUCCUUUUCAGUAAAAAAAUAAUUGAAAUUAACAGUUCUUUUUACCCUCAUUUACGCGAAAAAGAAAAUUUAAUAAUGGAAAAUUUGGUCCAAGAAAUUAAUUAUACCUUAAAGUUUAUUACUAAUUCCACCCACAAAAUAGACCACUAUUGUCAAGGAAAACCUAUAAACACUGUCAUUCCGGCUGAAAAAGUCUUUUUUUGGUAUGAUACCGCCGGGAUACCACUAGAACUAAUUGAAUAUCAUUUAAAACAAAAAGAAUAUAGUUUUUCGCCGGCAGAAUUUAAUCAAUUAUUAACCGCCCAAAAACAGCGCGGUAAAGAGGACCGAGCCAGCAAAAAAAUAGCCGUAUUUUAG